Formica exsecta is the source of this 643-nucleotide messenger RNA. It is a transcript of the gene UQCR-11, whose product is annotated as cytochrome b-c1 complex subunit 6, mitochondrial. The record is from RefSeq and is a predicted model, not a curated record. NCBI's taxonomy places the organism in Eukaryota, Metazoa, Arthropoda, Insecta, Hymenoptera, Formicidae. Gene Ontology annotation, biological process: mitochondrial electron transport, ubiquinol to cytochrome c. The transcript has 2 exons. Bases 136 to 408 code for a protein of 90 amino acids.
GAACGGCCAUGGAAUAACUGUUUUACCCAGGGUAAGAUUUUCGAACGCAGCCAUUGGUGGUUAUCUCGCGGAGCUUUUACCGAAAGAUAACUUUAGGCUAAUCGAUCUCUAAUACAGGAAUUUCUAAUUAGAGAAAUGCCAGUCAUACAGGAUUUUUUCAAACGUUACUUGCCGGUAGUGAAGGCCGACGAGGGAGAAGAAGAAGAAUUGGUAGAUCCGCAAAAAGUACUUCGUGAGCAAUGCUCUCAAGAAGUAAAAUGCAGCAAUUUUCAAGAGAAAUUGACCACAUGCAAUAAUCGUGUUAAUUCAAGAUCCAAUACAGAAGAAACUUGUUUAGAGGAACUUCUUGAUUACGUGCAAUGUGUAGAUCAUUGCGUCGCAAAAACUCUGUUUAGUAAACUUAAGUAAUUGUAUGAUAUUCCUAUAAAGAUCCAAUUGUUGUUCGCAAUGUUAAAGCUUAAUUUCUCAACAUUGUAUAUAUAUAAUGAAAUGCUAGCAAUAAAAAGAUUAAAUUAUUAGAGAUAAAAAUUAUAUCGACAUAUAGCCUCUUCAUCAUCUGUAUUUCAAUUCUAUGAGCUAAUUUUAACAAAUCUUAACAUGAACAAUGUGUAUACAAUAGGAUACAUAAAAUAUCAAUGACAUA